AUGGAACAAACAGUCGCUAUCUACGACGGAGAGCCGAACCCGCUGGACAGUAGCGGCCUGUGCCUGCUGUCCCUCGACGGCGGCGGCGUGCGCGGGCUGUCAACGCUCUACAUCCUCAAGGGCUUGAUGGACCGGCUGAACCUGAAACGGGCCGACGGCUCGCCACCAAAGAAGCCAUGCGAGGUCUUUGAUCUGAUCGGAGGCACCAGUACAGGCGGACUGAUCGCAAUCAUGCUUGGUCGGCUGGAGAUGGAUGUCGAUGAAUGCAUUGUAGCAUACAUCCAACUGAUGAAGAAGAUCUUUCGGAAGCCGGCCAAAUGGAACCUUGCUGCAAGCCUGUUUGGUAAUAUCGAGCCACGAUUUGAUGCGAGCAAGCUUGAGGAAGCAAUCAAUCAAGUUGUCAGCAGCCGUGGGGCGAAUCCAACGGAUCUUUUUAAUAAUCAGAUAAAGCGUGGCUGUCGGGUAUUUGUCUGCAGCAUUAGCCAGGAAACCAAGGACAUUGUCCGUCUUCGUAGCUACCCGGUACCUGGCAAACCGGACAUUCCUGCUACGAUCUGCCAGGCCGCCCGUGCUACCUCGGCUGCCACGACCUUCUUCGAUCCAGUCUCGAUCGGGGCGCGGAGGUUCGCGGAUGGUGCGCUGGGAGCCAAUAAUCCUGUGGAAGAGGUAGAGCGCGAGGCAUCUGAUAUCUGGUGUCGCGAAACUGGGGACUUGAAGCCGCUGGUAAAAUGCUUUAUCUCAAUCGGAACUGGCAACCCGGGAAAAAAGGCUAUAGAGGACAAUCUUUUUAAAUUUAUGUCCAAAACCCUGCCAGAACUGACGACCCAGACGGAAUAUUCUGAGAGUAAGUUUAUCGCUAAUUGGCGACAGCAUUAUAACAGCAAGCGGUACUUCCGGUUCAACGUUGAACAGGGUCUGCAGGAGGUGGGACUGGCAGAGUAUCAGGAUCAAGGUCUGAUUGAAGCAGCAACACAGGGAUAUCUUGACCAUCAGACAGUAGACUUCCGGGUGCGGGAUUGCAUCGAGAAUCUGGAGUCAAAGCAGAGUGUGUACU
This is a messenger RNA of Aspergillus saccharolyticus JOP 1030-1, 1054 nucleotides long. RefSeq names its product phospholipase, patatin family protein. The record is from RefSeq and is a predicted model, not a curated record. Gene Ontology annotation, cellular component: membrane. Gene Ontology annotation, biological process: arachidonate metabolic process. Lineage: Eukaryota; Fungi; Ascomycota; Eurotiomycetes; Eurotiales; Aspergillaceae. The transcript is spliced from 3 exons. The annotation marks the transcript as partial.